CAAACAGAUAAUACAUGUGCGUCAUUUGCCACCGUGUCAUAUAUGACGACUUAUUAAAACUAAAUUUCUAUCUUUUAGCAUAAACAUAUUCAAAGGAUUUGCACCGUUAUUUAUUAGUUUUUAACGCUUACAUUACGUUAAGCAGUUUGAAUAAUUUUUAUCUGCAAGCUUUAAAAUAAAGCAAUACGUGCCUUCACGGGUGUCGAUAAGAAAAUUAACAAUGAAUUAAAGAGCAAUGACGAGGACCUGAACGAUUCAACUGCAUCGUAUAAAAGGAAUGGAGUGCAUUUUGUAUGGGAUUGUUUGCUCUAAAUAUGGACCGGCAUCAAGUGGCACUGUGUGUUACCUUGGCGCUUUUCUUGCAGAUAUUAGAGAUUCAGGCCAGCGAAUGUAAUAAAAGGACAACUUUUAUACAAAUAAGAAUACCACAGAAGACAAAUGUAGCCGUCAAGUAUCCAAAAGAAAUAGAUCCUGUACAAUUCGUACCAUUCCCUUACAAUCCCUCGGGAUCUGGAUGUAUGAAAUGUCAGGGAACGAUGUGCACGACAUGUGUUUACACCAAAAAAUCACAACCAUCUACAAAUGUUCACGCAAGAAAAACAAACAUCAUUAUAGAUAUUAAAGGAACAAAACGAUUCAACGAAAGUGUUGUAGAAGCUGAUAGUUCGUAUAAUGAUAGCUCUGCGAAAGUAGAUGGAACAAUUGUCGGGAUAUAUGACAGAACAUCAGCAGCCAGCGAGAGUGGUGCGACAGCCAGAUCCGGUGACAAUGGUAAUUCAUCAGCUGUAGUUGCUUCUGGUACUGCACUAUCUCAAAGCGAUAUUCUAGCUGCAAUUGACGAGGAAGAGGUCAAUAAAAUCGAUGGUAGUAAAUCUCACGUGGAAGAUGUAUACGUGUUAAGUGAAGACAUUUCUACAGCUAAUGCGAAUAGUACAUCUGCGAGUGACGGUGAAGUCAAAAAUGAUACUUCAUCAGACACAGGUAAACAAACAGAUGGAAGUCAAUCAUCUACAACGAUAGUCGAAAAGGAUUCGAGCAGUACGGUAGUAGUUCCAGCAGAUCCUGCGAGUAGUGUGACGACAAACGAUUCUAGUCAACCAGCAAUCUCUGGCAAUGAUAGUGCAGCACCGAAACCUGAUGCAAGCUCUAUUCCUGGAAGCGAUGCUUCUACCGUUGAUAAGAAACCCGAUAAUACAUCCACGUAAUGCCUUGGCACAUGAGUCUCUUAAACUUUCCAUGCAAAUUAUUGUAAAUAAGAAGAUAACCAACAAAACCAUAUAUUUUGUAUUUACUAGCCUUGUAAGUUAACGAACAAACUGAAAUAAAAAUUAUAUUAUUAUCGCAAUCUA
Molecule: messenger RNA, 1349 nt
Organism: Papilio polytes (common Mormon)
Lineage: Eukaryota; Metazoa; Arthropoda; Insecta; Lepidoptera; Papilionidae
Exons: 2
Coding region: 294-1205 (303 amino acids)
Source: RefSeq, a predicted model, not a curated record